This is a messenger RNA of Pungitius pungitius (ninespine stickleback), 1039 nucleotides long. Its product is annotated as MAM domain-containing glycosylphosphatidylinositol anchor protein 2-like. Gene Ontology annotation, molecular function: axon guidance receptor activity. The annotation marks the transcript as partial. Gene Ontology annotation, biological process: homophilic cell-cell adhesion; synapse organization. The record is from RefSeq and is a predicted model, not a curated record. The transcript is spliced from 5 exons. Gene Ontology annotation, cellular component: plasma membrane; neuronal cell body; axon. Lineage: Eukaryota; Metazoa; Chordata; Actinopteri; Perciformes; Gasterosteidae.
UCCGAGCUGCAGGGAGAAACGAAGAUUUUGAAGCUGAAGAACCUGCGCCCUCAGGACUACGCCAACUACAGCUGCGUCGCCUCCGUCCGAAAUGUGUGCGGCAUCCCCGACCGCAGCGUGAUCUUCAGACUCACCAACAGGACAGCGUCGCCGUCCAUCAAGCUGCUGGUGGAGGAUCCCAUCGUGGUCAACCCCGGCCAGACGGUGUCCCUGGUGUGCAUCACCACGGGGGGGGAGCCGGCGCCCGUCCUCACCUGGAUCAGCAGCAACGACAGCCUGCCGCGGAGGAGCGUGGUGAAGGGGGGCACGCUCACGCUGCCGGCCAUCACCUCGGACGAGGCGGGGGUCUACAGCUGCGUGGCCAGCAACAACGUGGGCAACCCGGCCAAGAAGUCCACCACCAUCGUGGUGCGAGCUCUGAAAAAGGGCCGGUUCUGGAUCACCCCUGACCCCUACCACAACGACGACAACAUCCAGAUCGGACGGGAGGUCAAGAUAUCUUGUCAGGUGGAGGCGACCCCGCCGGAGGAGCUGACCUUCAGCUGGCUGAAAAAUGGCCGCGCCCUGCGCAGCUCGGAGCGGAUGGUCAUCACCCAGACGGACCCCGACAUCUCCCCCGGCACCACCAACCUGGACAUCAUAGACCUCAAGUUCACCGACUUCGGCACGUACACCUGCGUGGCGGCGCUGAAGGGAGGGGGCAUUCCCGAGAUCAGCAUCGACGUCAACAUCUCGUCCACAACUGUUCCCCCCAACCUGACAGUCCCCCGGGACAAGUCCCCCCUGGUGGCCCGCGAGGGCGACACAGUGGAGCUGGAGUGCCUUGUUUCAGGGAAGCCCAAGCCCAUCAUCCUGUGGUCGCGGGCCGACAAGGAGGCGCCCAUGCCGGACGGCGGCAUGCAGAUGGAGAGCUACGACGGUGUUCUGCGUGUUGUUAAUGUGUCCAGGGAGAUGACGGGCUCGUACCGCUGCCAGACCAGCCAGUACAACGGCUUCAACGUGAAGCCCCGGGAGGCCGUGGUGGAGCUGAUCGUGCAAU